Tyto alba (common barn owl) is the source of this 2750-nucleotide messenger RNA. Its product is annotated as G protein-coupled receptor kinase 5-like. Gene Ontology annotation, cellular component: cytoplasm. The transcript has 16 exons. Gene Ontology annotation, molecular function: G protein-coupled receptor kinase activity; ATP binding. The record is from RefSeq and is a predicted model, not a curated record. Gene Ontology annotation, biological process: signal transduction; regulation of signal transduction; protein phosphorylation. Bases 86 to 1891 code for a protein of 601 amino acids. NCBI's taxonomy places the organism in Eukaryota, Metazoa, Chordata, Aves, Strigiformes, Tytonidae.
GAGGCGGCCGGACCGCCCCGCGCCGCCGGGCACGGUGUGCGGGCGGGGGGGCAGCUCCGCCGCCCGCCGCCCCCCCCGCCGCGCCAUGGAGCUGGAGAACAUCGUGGCCAACACGGUCCUGCUCAAGGCCCGCGAAGGAGGCGGUGGCAAGCGGAAAGGCAGGAGCAAGAAGUGGCGGGAGAUCCUCCGGUUCCCGCACAUCAGCCAGUGCGAUGAGCUGCGGAAGGGCCUGGAGCAGGACUACGGCAGCCUGUGCCAGAAGCAGCCCAUCGGCCGGCUGCUCUUCCGGCAGUUCUGCGAGACGCGGCCGGAGCUCCGGCGCUGCAUCCGCUUCCUGGACGCCGCGGCGGACUACGAGCUCUCCCCGGAUGAGAAGAGGAAGGAGGUGGGGAAGGAAAUCAUCCGCCGGUUCCUCAAGCAGGAGUCCCCCGAUUUCCUGCCCGAGGUGGGCCAGCCCCACGCCAGCCGGUGCCUGCAGGACCUGCAGAAAAGCCCCUGCAAGGAUCUCUUCAGCAGCUGCCUGCGCCCCCUGCACGAAUACCUGAGCGGGGACCCCUUCGCCGACUACCGGGCCAGCAUGUAUUUCGACCGGUUCCUGCAGUGGAAAUACCUGGAGAGGCAGUCGGUCACCAAGGACACGUUUCGGCAGUACCGGAUCCUGGGCAAGGGCGGUUUUGGGGAGGUGUGUGCCUGCCAGGUGCGGGCCACGGGGAAGAUGUACGCCUGCAAGAAGCUGGAGAAGAAGCGGAUCAAGAAGCGGAAAGGGGAGGCGAUGGCCCUGAACGAGAAGCAGAUCCUGGAGAAGGUCAACAGCCGGUUCGUGGUGAGCCUGGCGUACGCCUACGAGACGAAGGACGCGCUCUGCCUGGUGCUGACCAUCAUGAACGGCGGCGACCUCAAGUUCCACAUCUACAACAUGGGCAACCCCGGCUUCGAGGACGAGCGCGUGGUUUUCUACGCGGCGGAGAUCUGCUGCGGGCUCCAGCACCUGCACCAGGAGGGCAUCGUCUACCGGGACCUGAAGCCGGAGAACAUCCUGCUGGACGAUGAUGGGCACAUCAGGAUCUCCGACCUGGGGCUGGCUAUCAAGAUCCCCGAGGGCGAGACCAUCCGCGGCCGCGUGGGCACCGUCGGCUACAUGGCCCCGGAGGUGAUCAACAACGAGCGCUACACCUUCAGCCCCGACUGGUGGGGCCUGGGCUGCCUGGUGUAUGAGAUGAUCGAGGGGCAGUCGCCCUUCCGCGCCCGCAAGGAGCGGGUGAAGCGGGAGGAGGUGGAGAAGCGGGUGCAGGAGGACCAGGAGCUGUACUCGGACAAGUUCAGCGAGGAUGCUCAGGCCAUCUGCAGGAUGCUCCUGGCCAAGGACCCCAAGCAGCGGCUGGGCUGCGGGGCCGACGGGGCGGCCGAGGUGAAGUGCCAUCCCUUCUUCAGGACCAUCAACUUCAAGCGCCUGGAAGCUGGCAUCAUGACACCCUCCUUCGUGCCGGACGUAAGGCGCAGGCCCCGGGCGGUUUAUUGCAAGGACGUGCUGGACAUCGAGCAGUUCUCGACGGUGAAGGGCGUCAACUUGGACCAAACCGACAACGAUUUCUACGCCAAGUUCGCCACCGGCAGCGUCUCCAUCCCCUGGCAGAACGAGAUGAUCGAGACCGAGUGCUUCAAGGACCUCAACGUCUUCGGACCCAGCGGGACCCGCUCGCCCGACCUGGACUGGAGGCAGCUGCCCGAGCCCCCCAAGCGCAGCCUCCUGCAGAGGCUCUUCCGGCGCCAUCCAGCCGACUACACCAUCGGCACCGCCAUCCACCCCCCCGCCCCGGCUGCCGUGAACUCGCACCCUCCCGCAGCCAACUCCUCCUGCCGAGCCCCGGCCACGGUGCCGGCACCGUCCUGACCCCUCUCACCGUCCUGGGGGAGCCGCCGGGGACGAGCAGCCCCCAGCCCCUGCCCCGUGCCCCCUCCGGGUGAUCUCGGGCCAGCGUGGGGGCCGGGGGCUCUGGGGGUGCCGGAGCAGAGGGAUGCUGGCACGGGGUGAUGGGGGGGGCAAUGGGGCAGGAGCAGAACCUGCCCAACCCCAACCUUGGCAGCUCCCUGGCCCCUUUUCCCCAACCCUGCAGCACACCCGGCCUGUUCCGGGGGGGGGGUCCCCCUGCAGGACCACCCCCAGCCGCUGCCAGGGGAAGGGGCCAGGGCAGGGACCUGUUUUUGCUGUGUUUGAGCCCGUUAUCUUAUCGCCAGCUCGGUGUUCGACCUCUGCAGGUGCUGGGGUGGGGGUCGGGCUGUGGCUUUAUCUGCGCUCUCCAAAUAGAACCAAAGGCAGCCUUGGAAUGGGGGGGACACCCCUGGCUCUCCCCAGCCAUGCUGCAGCAGGAGGGAUGGGAUCACCCCGACAGAGCGCCCACCCCCCCCGGGGCAACACAGCCUCCCCUCUCCUGCUCUGGCCACCACAAUGUGAAACGGGCUCAGAGAAGGGAAUUUUCUCAAGUGGGGGUGGGCGUGGGGCCGGGGGGGGGCUCCCCCUGUCCUCAGGGGUCAGCUCAGGGCAGCCUCGGGGUGCCCCAGCCUUGCAUGGUGCACGUGGGCUGGGGGGGCCGUGCUGCGGGUGCCGGGGGCCCCGUGCCUUUGGGCCCCGGGGAAUCUCUGCCUCCUUUGGUUUACAUUCGAUCCAGGUUUGUACAUUUGUAAACAAGUUGUAAAUAUUUGUGCGUUGAGCGCCGGGAUGUACAUUUUUAAGCUAAAAGCUGCAAACGGAG